Messenger RNA from Panicum hallii, 1222 nucleotides. RefSeq names its product putative RING-H2 finger protein ATL71. Bases 276 to 848 code for a protein of 190 amino acids. The transcript has a single exon. NCBI's taxonomy places the organism in Eukaryota, Viridiplantae, Streptophyta, Magnoliopsida, Poales, Poaceae. The record is from RefSeq and is a predicted model, not a curated record.
UCCAUUCCCUGCUCCUCUGCCCUUCUCUCUCCCCACUGUUCCGCGCUCUGCAACAUGCAAAGCGUUGACGUCGCACUCGCAACCUCCCCAGCUCCGGAUCCAAGCUCCCUUCGAGCCCAAACAAAACCGCACCAAACGAUCGAAAGUAGAGCUGCGGAUCGUUGUCCGCACCAACACCAACGCCGACGCCUCACCUCGCCGCGUUUCAGCUAGGGGCUCACUUGGCUCGCUCGCCGGCCGGCCAAGAAACCAAUCGAGGGCCAAGGAACGCCGCGAUGAGCACCGGCGGCACGCCGCCCGUGGGGCUGACGCCGGGCGACGGCAACUCCGUGGGCAUGUUCAGCUCCGACCGCAUCGGCGGCUUCGGCUACGGCGUCGGCGUCUCCGUCGGCAUCCUCCUCCUCAUCACCACCAUCACGCUCGCCUCCUACUUCUGCACCCGCGCGCCCGUCACGGCAGCCGACGCGGCGGGGGAGGCCCCGUCCCGGCGCCGCGGCGGCCGAGGUGGAGGCGACGGCGGCGAAGAGGCGCACGACAUCGAGCUCGGCAUCGACGAGGCCACUCUGAAGGGGUACCCGGAGGUGGUGUACGGCGAGGCCAAGAGGGAGGCCAAGGCCAAGAAGGCCACAACGUGCACGUGCUGCUCCAUAUGCCUGGAUAACUACGGCGACGGCGACGUGCUCCGGAUGCUGCCGGAGUGCGGCCACCUGUUCCACCGGGAGUGCGUCGACCCGUGGCUCCGGCAGCACCCGACGUGCCCCGUGUGCCGGACGUCGCCGAUGCCGAGCCCCAUGCCGACGCCGCUCGCCGAAAUCACGCCGUUGGCAAUGGCCAGGAUGUCGUCAUGACAAUAGCUAAUAGGCAAGGACCAGGUUCUUGCUUGAUUUCUUCCCCCUCCGAAUUUUAUUUUAUUUUCUUGUGCUUACUGCUUACCGCCAUACCACCAAAUGUGAGGUGGAAUUGACCAAUUGGGGCACGUAUCUUUGGAAAAUGGAAUGGCUGCAAAUGUUCAGGAUAGGAAUUAGGAACAUCUUUUCUUGGGUGUAAUUGUAAAUUUGGGUUCAGAGUAGUUGGGAUUAGGAUUCAGUAUGUAUGCAUGGAGUACCAAUGGCUGAUGAAUCUUCCAAAGAAAAGUGCACUGAGGUUUUCAUUCAGAUUAGCAAUUUUUUUGUAGAUGAGUAUGUACAUUCAAUCUUAUUUCAGAAGCAAAGUUUAUAAACAA